Molecule: messenger RNA, 2523 nt
Organism: Acaulospora colombiana
Lineage: Eukaryota; Fungi; Glomeromycota; Glomeromycetes; Diversisporales; Acaulosporaceae
Source: the annotation of a GenBank genome assembly
AUGUCCCUGUCUUCUGCUGCCCAAUCGCCGGUGUCCAGUAACGACUCUCGCAUCUCCGUCGACGAUAUUAUCGAUGAUGUACUCAUGGAGGACCAAGAAGAACUUUUACCCACGAUAUUCGAUAUGGUGUCGUCUGAGCUCACCGCACUGGGUGCAAUUCCGCUUGAACGAUUCGUGGUUGAGGAUAAUCCAGUAGAGCUGGGCUGCAUUCCAUUAGAACCAACACCAAUUACGCUCCCCUCUAGCUCCAAAUCCAUCUCACAAGAGAGCAAAAAUGAUCAUCAUCAGGCGGUGGCAAAGCUGUAUGAGGCAUGUCUUCGUGCCUUUGACGGUACCGACGCGAUUAGCUUUGAUUACAAAGAGGAUUUGGGUCCCAAUUCACGCGAGUGUAUUCUAACGAUUACACGACCGGAUGGUCGAAAAAGAUCUUACACCUCUGGACCUUACUUCUCCAAGAAAAAUGAGGCCAAGUCUCAUGUAGCUGCUCUCGCAAUCGGCAUGAACGUCAUGAGCUUCAUUCAAUACGGCGAUAUCAAUUCAAGAGGAAGGCCGAAUCUAACGGACUCCUUGGAUGCACAAACGCGACUAAAGACGCAAGAUGGAAAAGGCAUCUCGUAUUUUGACAAAAGGGAAACCAUUGUGAACGACCCCAAUGUCAAGGCUAUUUCCGAUUGUUGUAUCGAAUGGCGAGCUGGCUUGGUGAAGCCUACUUAUGUGCAUUUUUCGGAGCCUUCGGUUACUGUACGAGACUAUAUAGUGAACGGGAAAAGGGCCAAAAUCCCAUCCGACGCUGAAAUAAUGGCAUUGAAACAAGGAUGUGCAUUGAAGGUUGAAAUCUCGCCGUUUACCUCUCGGGUGUAUUCUGUUCAUCACGUCUACUUGACUAGAGCAGAGGCGAAGGCAGCUGUCGCCGCCGUUGCGAUUGAGCAGGGUAUUCUCGAGUUCAUCAAAUACGCCAACGGACAAACAUCCCCUACAGUCUUUAUACGGGAGUUGGAUGAUGAUGCGAGUGAACAUCUCAAUCAAGAGCUUAUCAACGAAACUGUCGAAAGGGAGAAAGAGGUGGAAAUAGAGGCCACAGCUGUUAAUGUGACUCUCAAGAAGCAUCAAAUCCCCAUCGAUGUCAUGACACUGCAAGCUUUCACCAAUUCUCUGCCAAAACCGUUCCCAGAGACGCCUGGGCUCAAGCCUCUAGGGGAUGGCAACCCGAUUGGAUGGCUCAACUCUGCAGUACAGAGCGCUCGGGGAAGUAAGAUGAACAUCACCUGGACGUACCUGUCAGAUGCAAAGCGUUCCCAUGGCCGGUCCUAUCUUGUAGAGCCUCAGUUCACAAAGAGAUCGGACGCAAAGUCGGCAGUCGCCCUGCUUGCUAUCUCUCAGAACGUCGGUGGUUGGAUCGCCGGUAUCUCGGAGACGAUAGAAAACCUGCUCCCCCAAGACACAAAACAAAAGGCCUAUUCCCUAGUACCGACCCUGAGUCAUGAAUGCAAACGGGCUGGUCUGAAUCAACAGCCUGUCUAUUCCUUCGUUCAUGAGGAAGGGGUACCAGUUCAGUAUCGUACGAGGCUGGAGGCUCGAUUGGCUGUGGUUCUCCAAGCUUAUGAAGAGGGCAUAUUGGAAUUCAUCCGAUUCAAAGACAAAACACCUCCUCUAGGUUACAUCCGAGACGGUUGGCGAACAAAGCAAGCUAGAGGAGUUCAUGACAUCAGAAUCGAAGACCAAGAUAUAAAGAAGGUACAGAUGGAUACUAGGCGACACUCAUAUCCCCAAGUAAGAGGAGUAGAGCGUUAUGACCGCAAGCAAGGCCCAAAUACACUUCCUAGCUCUGUACCUCGAGGACCCAGGAUGGCGGGUCUCAUGCGAAAUCGGAUUGGUAGGUAUAGGCAAGGAGAUUCUAUCGACAUGCAAGAGAGAUUUGCUGGUCAAAGCAUAGAUGAAAGACACCCAAAGCCUGCUCUUUUCACGACCUUGCCAGUUGAAUCCAUAGGAUCUACUUCAGAUCAUCAUCACACUCUAGGCGUGACUCAGAAUCAGGAUGCCGAGUCCCUGAACCCUGGCGUAUCUCAGUAUGCCAUCGUCCGUGGACAUCCCUCACAUGUUUCUGAGAACGUACACCCUAGGGGAGGUGGCCCAGUGCCAAUGAUGUAUGAACAAACAGUGCAAUUCCCUCCUAUUCACCCAGUUCCACCACCACUUCUCUAUCCAUCUGGUCCUUUCUCUCAUAGUCCGAUUCACAUACCUUUUGCGUCUCAGCCCCACUUGCUUUACCCGUUUCCACCUUCUCUCUCAACACACCAUCCUUCUCAACCUCCUGGCUAUCCAUUCUUGCCAUCUGCUGUACCGCCCUCCGUGUAUCCACCGGGAAACGCAUUUGGCACCGGGGGACAUCCGAAUGCCCCUCCAUUCUCGCUUGAUACUGAACUGCAGUUCAAUAGGGGUCCCCCCGAAUCAUAUGACGGGCGACCUGGCGGACCGAACGGUCCUGGCGAUCCUGAACAGUUCAGCAAAUAUGGAGGUCUCAGG